UUUUCCACAGCUGGUCGAAGCCACGUGUAGCUAGUUGACGUGUUGUCGUGUUGUCGAGUAAAGAUUUGCCGGCUCGAACCUUAAUAUGACCUCUCUUUACAAGAAAUCAACAAUUAAGACCAAGCAUGAUUCAACAGUUAACUCCAGUUCACAUAAGAUGACGACGAAGGCCAAAGUUCAGUUAAGUGCUGCCUCUAACAUUAGUGAUGAAGACUCUGAAUUGGAAAUGGAGAGAAAUUUUACUCUGCUGAGUAAGAAACACUCUGUUGUCACCAAUGACGAGGAGAACGAGUCAGUACGUGAAAGAGAAGAGGAUUUAAGUGGAAAAGUGUUUGAAGAGGAUGAUUGCAGUGAGAAUGACGAGGAGUCAGAUGGUGAUGAAGAGGAGGAUGAUGAUGAAGAAAAAGAAGAAAACUUAAAGGAUGCUGAUGAAGACAGUGCACAUUCAGAAAGCGAUGACAGAGAGGGCAAAGUAGAUACUGAAAAUGACAUAAAAAAAGAGCUUUCCACAAUGUCCUUCGAAGACAUAAUGACACUUCAAAAUAAAGUUGGAACAAAGGUAUACAAUGAAAUAGCAUAUGGCACCACCAAGGGCAAACAACCCAUUCAGAAAAAGAAACGUUUGAAUAAAAAUAGGCCCAUGGAGAUAUCAGCCAAAAGACCUGCCCCUUACCUUAGACAAGUCAUUCCUGUAAAGAAAGCGGUGUCCAGAGACCCUCGGUUCGAUGACCUAUCGGGCGAAUACAAACCUGAGAUCUUUGAGAAAACCUACAAGUUCAUCAAUGACAUUAAGCAACGUGAGAAAGACGUCGUACAGAAGAGACUAAACAAAACAAAGAUGGCCAACCAGAAGGAGAAACUGCAGUUCCUCUUGAAGAGAAUGGAGAACCAGGAGAGGGCUAGGAAGAGCCGUGAAGAACAGAGGGAGAAGGAGCUGGAGUUCAAGAGGAAACAGAGAGAAAUGGCUGGACAGGGCCUGAAACCAUACUUCCUCAAGAAAUCCGACAAGAAGAAGCUGGAACUGGCCGACAAGUAUAACGAGCUGAAGAGGAGCGGCAAGCUGGAGAACUUCCUCAGCAAAAAGAGAAAGAGGAACGCUGGCAAGGACCGUAGAAAGCUGCCCUUCCAGCACAAGGACCAGUGAAGGGUGAUCCAUUCUGGUCUCUUGACCUUUUAAGAUAGUCUGGAAUUGUCCAUCCUCAUAGGAAAAACAUCCAAUAGACAUCAGUGAAUUCAUGUGAACACAGGAUGUAUUUCUGGGAGGGGUUGGGUGAGGAUUUCUAUUUGAAUUCUAUUGAAUGCGGACAUAUUACAGCAGGGGAGUCUUUUAAUUGGAGAGAGUUUUUCUUCACAUGUCUUAGGCACUUCACAAGCAUAUGUUGACAUUGUGUCAGGGUUUUGUCAAAUCCUUACUGACUUUGUAUGCCUUCACAUGUGAAUGCAUUUCUUAAGUGUCAGAUAUGCAAGGUGUGUUAGACCUUUGGUGUAUGCAGAAGAUUAACUAUUAAACACACAUUCUUUUUUGUAGU
This is a messenger RNA of Osmerus eperlanus (European smelt), 1529 nucleotides long. It is a transcript of the gene rrp36, whose product is annotated as ribosomal RNA processing 36. The record is from RefSeq and is a predicted model, not a curated record. Gene Ontology annotation, biological process: maturation of SSU-rRNA from tricistronic rRNA transcript (SSU-rRNA, 5.8S rRNA, LSU-rRNA). The transcript has 8 exons. Bases 86 to 1144 code for a protein of 352 amino acids. Gene Ontology annotation, cellular component: 90S preribosome; nucleolus. NCBI's taxonomy places the organism in Eukaryota, Metazoa, Chordata, Actinopteri, Osmeriformes, Osmeridae.